AUGAGUGAGGAUUUCUCUCUGUUUACUUCUAUGAGGUACGACCCGAGACUUGAGCACAUGAAAAGCAUCGGGCUCGGUGACAAAGGCUGGAACUUUGAGAACAGCUCUCCUCUAUAUAUGCUCGACUUCCACCGCGACCGGCUUCUCAGAGCAGCCACACAUUGGAAAUGGCAGCCUGCGAUCGAUAGAUUAUCGGGUGAUAAUGGCCUCUCCUCUCUGGCCCAACUCGUUUUAGACCAUAUUGAAACAUCUCAACAAACGCCGUUGAAGAUAAAAUUAGUCGUGUCUCGACAUGGCGAUAUCAAGGUUGAGCAACUCAAAAUACCCGAAAUACCCUUGCAGAAUCUAUUUCCAGCUCGGCUUCCACCCCCUGCCCGUGCUUCAUUUGACGACGAACCUGGGAAGGCUACGGUUUUUAGCCUUCUGGUAGAUCAGCCUACGACUACAAGGUCCGAGUAUACCCACUUCAAAACUACAAAGAGAGAUGUGUACGAUGCUGCCCGACAACGCGCUAGUAUAACAUACGCGGAUCUUGCAGAAGUCUUGGUCAUCGACCAAGACGAUGGAUCUAUUAUGGAAGGUACAUUUACUACACCUUAUUUCUGGAGGAACAGACAAUGGGUCACACCACCCGUUGCGGCCCAUUUCAGUUGGAACGAAGGGAGUGGUGGUCAAGAUGGGAUAUCCAGACGUUGGGCAUUAGAAAGGGGAUUCGCUUUUGAGCGAGUGAUCAAUGUCAAUUCUCUGGUUCAUGGCGAGGAGUGUUGGAUCAGCAAUGGGGUCAGGGGCUUCAUUGCGGCAACUGUCCAUCUUCAAUGA
Molecule: messenger RNA, 819 nt
Organism: Fusarium venenatum
Lineage: Eukaryota; Fungi; Ascomycota; Sordariomycetes; Hypocreales; Nectriaceae
Product: aminotransferase
Molecular function (GO): catalytic activity
Source: RefSeq, a predicted model, not a curated record